CAAGUCUGUUCGCGUUCAACUAACGCAUUGCCUUUAUCGCUCUCCUACCACGAACAAAACUUCGAAAUGAGACGCAUGAUAGACGCCCGCCAUGAAGGGCAGUGAGCCUGUGUACCCGCUAUAGACAACGGCAGCCCGUGUCUUUAAACCAACACAGGUGAUUGGAUUUUACCUGGCCACUAACGUGUGUAUAUCUCAGCAGCGCGGUGUAUUGUCUCUAAGCGGAGAUUCAGUUACUAAUGCAAUGUGUUACUUGGAUCUACCUGUAGUUUACCUGGACGCGCACCUGUAUGUAACGUUUUAGUAGGGGAGAGUUUACACUCAAACUUCGUCUACAGGAAUGUGUCAUCUCUAAAUCAACAUGAGUGACACUGAUCGGGAUAUGGAUAACCCCACGCCUACCUCACAGUCUGAUCCUAUAUCUGAGGUCGACUCUCUUAAGCCCCCUAGUGGUGGACAGGAUGAUGUCCCUCCUCCCAGUUCGAGGCCCACCUCACAGGGUCGAAUACCCACACUGGGGGGACGGGCAACACUCAGCCGCACCCCCGUGUCUAUGCUGGAGCAACAACACGAUGAGGAUGAGUCUGUGCUUAUAACGGAAGUGAAAGAUCAAACCGAGGAAGAGCCCGAGAGAGAAAGAAAUCUACUUCCGGUGGCAGAAAUCGAGGAAGAACAGCCGACAGAAGAAGGGGAAGGAGAAGAGGAGGAAGAAGAAGAACUGAAAAUAUCGGACGAUGGGGGAAGCCGAGAAGAUGAGGAAGAGACAUUUGAAGGCGAUGUUUUUCAACAUGUUACCAUAGAAACGGUUGAUGUGGAACCAAGGGAAGAGGACUUUGAUACUGAUCUUGAGGAAGAAUUCCCCGAAGACGAAGAAGACCCAGUGAAGUGUGAAUAUGUGAAAAUAUGUGACCGCCUCGGUCUCGUACCCAUCUCCUACUUUGUCCGGCACAUCAACGACCGCGACAUCGCCAUGAAGUACCACGGACUGGGUCCCGCUGAGGCAAAGGCCAUGGCGCUUGUGUUGAAGGACAAUAUCAACCUGGAGAAACUGGACAUCUCUGGAAACUGGAUCGACGCCGAGGGUGGUUACGCCAUGUCUCGGAUGUUGGAGGAGAACGACUACAUCACUGAGAUGGCCAUGGCUGACAACAAGCUUGGUAACGAUGGCGGCCUCCACGUGUGUCGAAUGUUGGGCACAAACGCUGGACUUCGACGCAUUGAUCUGGCUGGCAACAUGCUUGAAGACAGAGUGGCCGAACAGUUUGCGGAAGUUCUGGAAAAUAACAAAUAUCUGCGGGAGUUGGACCUGAGCAGGAACAAGUUUGGGCAGCCCUCUGGUCGUGUGCUGGGACCAGCUAUAGGUGCAAACGACACUUUAGACGUCCUUGACCUUAGCUGGAAUCACUUACGUCAGCAGGGAGCCAUUGCAGUGGCGGCGGGCAUAAAGGAAAACUGUCGUCUGAAGAUAUGUCGUCUGGCCUGGAACGGGUUCGGACCGGAAGGUGGCGCCGCCCUGGCCGAGGCUUUAGGGAACCAUGAAUCUCUGCUCGAAAUAGACAUGACUGGCAACCGACUCAAUCAGGACACCGCACUCAAAGUGGCCAAGGCCCUGUCUACGAACGAUGUCCUGAGAAUAUUGAGAAUGGGCAACAACCUCAUAACAUCAGCAGGUGCAAUAGCUCUGGCCAUGGCAAUCAACCAGUCGGAGAGUUCAGAAAUAGAGGAGCUGGAUCUGACGGACGUUCCUGUAGAAUACGAAUUUCUGCGCAUCCUUGAAGACAUUCGGGGGAAGAAGCCAACUUUCAAGGUCACCCACGGACCAGUGAUGCGUGCUGGAAAUACACUAGAAGACUUGGGGAAAAAGGCUAUUGACCCUUUCAAAAAGAAGGAACCUGUGAUCAUCCUCAAGGAACACAUCGUCGUGAACGACAUGCGACUGGUUGACAUCCUCAGGAGAUACGACCCCGACGGACUUCUUAGUGUAUCGCCUGAGGACUUCGUUGCAGCCCUUGAUGAGCUGGCAGUUCCCUACAACCGGGUGCAGCUUCAGGAAGCUGUUCACAAGCUGGCCAAGGAUCAGUCAGGCAGGAUAUAUUUUGGUGACUUCAUCCCCGACAAUGAAGAGGACAAGAAGGUGACCCCAGAGUCAGAGACGUGAUGGACGCUCAUAUCUGUCAGUGCCACUAAAUACUGUUACUCACAUCAUCGUGCUCAUUACCCCUGCUAUCUCGAAUGUUCGUUAUUGUGAAGUCCGGUUAGAACGAAGUAGGUUAUGGCAAAAUGCCACAUGAUGACUCCUAACCCUACAACAAUUAUAAUUAACAUCAUUUGGUUAUUUUGGUUAUUCUUAUUUUAAAGUUUGCACUUUUGUCACAUACGGUGUUGGUUGUAUCUGGGAACAAAA
Haliotis rubra (blacklip abalone) is the source of this 2404-nucleotide messenger RNA. Its product is annotated as leucine-rich repeat-containing protein 74B-like. The transcript is spliced from 13 exons. Lineage: Eukaryota; Metazoa; Mollusca; Gastropoda; Lepetellida; Haliotidae. The record is from RefSeq and is a predicted model, not a curated record. Gene Ontology annotation, molecular function: protein binding; calcium ion binding. The coding region runs from base 362 to 2158 and encodes 598 amino acids.